Asterias rubens (European starfish) is the source of this 1362-nucleotide messenger RNA. RefSeq lists its product as uncharacterized. Lineage: Eukaryota; Metazoa; Echinodermata; Asteroidea; Forcipulatida; Asteriidae. The coding region runs from base 334 to 1335 and encodes 333 amino acids. The record is from RefSeq and is a predicted model, not a curated record. The transcript has 6 exons.
GUCAGCUGCUGGUCAAUUCUUUGUUCGUCAUAUUAAUAUUUUUCUGAAAUUGAGUUGAAUAAACCUCGUAAAGAGCUGCCAAUUUGAACAAAUAGGAAUGUUCAGGCUGUUUGUGAUAACAAAUGUGAAUGAAGUCGAUUUAGGAAACACUUAGCCGUGGAAAAACCUGUGAAAUCCACGAUGAGUCGUCGAUCGCUGAACUGAUGUUAUUCAAUAACUUAUUGUUAUUGUUUAUGUUCACCACACUGGAGAUGCACACGCUGGAAAUAGUUUGAAGGUCGACCAACCAAUUUACCAAUUUGGAGCUUCAAGUUAUCUGUCUGAUGAGCCACCAUGUCAGUUUUCAGCGUUACAAGUCGUUUGGUUCAAGCUCAACAAGCAAGCGCUCCCAUUAAACAUCAAGAGGAAGGACACAUCAAAGCAGGCCGCUCAGCAGAGGAAGAUUUAACCAAAGCUCUCCGACAUCAUGGUGUUCCUCAUGCUCAUAUCUUCAGAGGUCUUAGAGUACCAGAUGGCUUCCAGACUAGGAAAUUUGAGAUUGAUCUUGUUGUAAUAACUGAUAAUGGGUUAUUCACCAUUGAAGUGAAGAACUGGUCAGGUAAGGUCACCCUUGGAUCUGAUGGCAAAUCUUGGAUUCAACACAAAUGUUCCUACUCUGGCAAAGACACCAGUGUGUCCUAUGAUGAGAAACAUGAUGACCUCAUUGCAAACCUCAAACUGAAGACACAGCUGCUGCGGAAUCAUUUGCUAAGAAACGAUGUCUGCCUUGCUGAGAAAUUCUUUCAUCCUCGCAUCGUGUUAAUGAACAAGAAGGUUGAACUUCAAGAUGUUCUGGCAUCUAAGCUUGAGGUUGUGUCUUCGUUACGCUAUGAGGCUUUCCUAGAAUCCUUUGAGAAGAGUCUAGGUUGGAGUAUGGCAAGUGCCAUUGUUCCUUCAUUUCUUACAGGUCAGCUAUCGUUUAGUGCAAUGGAUGCAGCAAGGCAAGCAUUGAAUAUCAUUGGAACUUGGGAUGUUGUUUGCUUAAAUGGAGAUAAACAGAUCUUUGGUGAUUUCAAGGGAUGUGCUCAUUUUACUCCAAACCGUGAGGAAACAGGAAUGCUGGAGUUCUGUCACCAAAGAAAUGCAUCUAUUUCAUCCUUCUGGGCUGUGCUUGGCUAUUCGCCUCAGGUUGUUGUGACAAUGCACAAGCGUUCAGGUGGCAGCUGGCUGUGGGGGACCAGUUGUGGGUCGGUGACCAUCCCAUACAAUGCAGAGAUUACAUUCCGUGGAGCAGGGGACCAGCAAGAUUCUAAAAUUCCUGCUAACGACAUUCAGAGUAUUUCCCUAAGCAUUUAAGAGAGAGUGGAGAGGGGGGGGGGGGGG